AAAUAGCAACGGCGGAGAAGCAGAGCACAGCUGGGGAAGGAGGAGGCCAAAGCGAGUCGCUGUGCAGAGGAAUGGCCGACAUUUGAUCGGAGAAGGUUCUCUACAAACCAGGAGAGACAUCACUGAGCCAUGGAGGACUGUGGUAGCCUCAUAGAGUUUGAUGUACCGGAGUUCAGCAACACCGUCCUCAACCAACUCAAUGAGCUCCGUCUCCAGGGCAAGCUAUGCGACAUCAUUGUGCACAUUCAGGGCCAGCCGUUCAGAGCCCACAAGGCUGUCUUGGCCGCAAGUUCACCAUACUUCCGUGAUCAUUCAUCACUUGGCACGAUGAGUGGGCUCUCCAUCUCUGUAAUCAAAAGCCCUGAGGUGUUUGAGCAGCUGCUAGCCUUCUGUUACACUGGCCGAAUGGCGUUGCGUUUACGUGAUGUCAUCAGCUUCCUCACUGCUGCCAGCUUCCUCCAAAUGCAGGCUGUGAUUGACAAAUGCACGCAGAUUCUUGAGGGUAUUCACUCCAAGAUCAGCAUCCCUGCCUCUAGUGAGAUCGAUCCAGACAACGAAUGCACCACCUCAAGGGCUGGACGCAAUGGUGUGAACGACAGAGGAAUCUUUGUGAACCCCACCGAGAUUUCACCAUCCCACUAUUCUCGUCAGAAUCAUUGCGUGGAAGGGCGAAGCUCAGGUAAAGGUAUAGCAGAGGAGGGUCAGUCAGACCGAGGGAGCACCGAUAGCAUAUCAGAGCAAGAGGCAUCCAUGGAGGUUGAGUCUGAACAGGUGGAACUCAUCGGGAAGGAUGGGCAGGUGACCGAUGUCCACAUUAAGCUGGAGAAAACUGACCGGCCAAGCUACUCCGAUAGCUCAUCGGCAGGUGACGACGGAUAUCACACAGAGCUAGUGGAUGGUGAACAGGUGUUGGCCGUCAGUGUAGGAUCAUACAUGCCCGUGCUUUCCUCAGUCGGAUACACUUACUCUGCACUACCUUCCUCAUGUUUUGUCAGCCUGAGCUCCUCUAGCCCAUCUCGUUCCUUGCUUAGCAGUGUUCGGGGUGGUCGUGCCCGACCGAAACGUCCCGUGCCUCUUCCGGUUGAUCUGCUAACUCAACCCAAGCCAGGUGCCGACGAAGGAGAUCCACCGGCGACAACAGCUACCUUUGAGAACGAUGUAAGGGAGCGUAGUUUACGAGGACAGUGGUACCCCUACAACGAGCGGCUCAUCUGCAUCUACUGUGGCAAGUCCUUCAAUCAAAAGGGCAGUCUGGACCGUCACAUGCGUCUACACAUGGGCAUUACACCCUUCGUCUGUAAGUUCUGCGGCAAGAAAUACACUCGCAAAGAUCAGCUGGAGUACCACAUCCGUGGCCACACAGACAACAAACCCUUCCACUGCCAGAUUUGUGGCAAAUGUUUUCCCUUCCAAGGCACACUCAACCAGCACUUGCGUAAGAAGCACAUGACCUCUGGCACAGAAAUUAACAAUCACACCGACCUGCUGGAAGAGGCACCGGAUGGCCAGAGAGGAGAGCUAGAAGAUAUCUCAGAGGGAGAAGCAGCCUGUGGAGCAGCGUACCCUGAUGACUUGUCGAAAAAAUCCCCAAGUGAAGAGAGUGGCAAGUGCAGUCCGGAAGAACCCCCUGCAUCCAAACCCCUGCGUGGAUAUUGAGAUUUAUUUUUCAUUUUACUUGGUUGUUUGUUCUCCUUAUCUAAUAGGGAAGCUUAAAGGGUUACUCCUUUCACGAUUAAGCCCAGCUGUUUUUAAAGAACGACAAGAAAUAACCUGCCUUGUGCAUUUUCUACUCGUCCAUUUUUGUGGAAGUUCUACACAGGACUAAGAUUGAGCGAAUUAAUUUUUAAGGAGUUUUUCAAAGGGAAGGAGUCCUAUAAUCGGGGAAUUAAAUAAUCGGGGAGGAGGUCUCUGUAAUCAAGGCCUUCAAAGAGUUUUAUCACAUUUUUAUAUAUCUAUAUCUAUAUAUAUAUAUAUAUAUUUCCAUGUUUUUCAACAUAUUUACAGAGUAAUAUAGGCAUGUUGCAAUAAUGAAUAAUGUGAAAGCUCAGAUGAGAUGCUUGUCAUAUCACGCUUUUACCUGACCUGUUUUUGCACAUGUGGCCUGUAACGGGUCACUCACUCACAAGGAAUGGUUUAUCUGCCAGUGCAAGGCUCUUUGUGACACAUCCGUUCAAUACCUCAUUAUACAACCUCAACAUACUCAUCAUUGACAGUAUUUGUAGCUUGUUGUCAACUCCAGCCAGGUUUUACCUCAUAGCAAAGAACCUGAAAGGAGGAGAAGAAGCUUCUCACAAAUUCAUGUUUGUUUUGUUAUCAAAGGGUUUACAUGAAUGCGGAGGCAAAACCCCUGAACAAAACAUCUCCACUUUACCAAGGCUUGAUACUUCAGUGAAAUAUUCCUUAGUGAUUGUAUGAAUUCAGAAUUCUUUGUCAGUUUUCUCUAGCAGCCAUGCCUAUGGGGAAAUUGCUGGUAUACCUGUGGUGUAUUUUCAGGAUCAAGGGUCCAGUACAGAACAUGAUGUUUUUUUUUUGUUUUUUUUUUCUUCAUCUUUUGUUUGUUAUGUUGCCAUAUUCUUCCUAAAAUCAAAGUCUGUCAUUCUGCACUUUCUGUACCUCUAUCCUUUUUGUUUAAGGUAAAAUCUCAACACUAUAGUCACAUAUUAGUGCUUGAUUAGCAGCGUAGUCAACAAUAUUAUUCAAUUAAGGAAUGUCAAGUCAAAGUUGUUUGACUCUUUGUGCCAAGUUCUUUCUUGCUUUUUGGUUUCUUUUGCUCUUCUGAAUCUUCACCAAAAGUAAUGUUUGUUUGUUUUUUUUUUGGAAAAAUAUGGGGAGGGUGUGCCUUUAAAAUGAAACUUAAAAUUCUACAAUAGCAUAAUUGUAAAGGCGUUUCUAAAAGUGGCAAAGGAGUCAGGCGAGUUAUUAAAAUAGCCUUAGGGCCAUACCAUAAUGGGAAAAAGGGGGAAAACAAGUUCAUGGUGAAAUAUUUAUAGCGUUACUGCCCACACUUGAUUGGUGGUUAAGAUUUCAAAUGCUUUUCUGAUGUUUAGCUGGGUAAAAAGAGUCUUUUUCUUUCGUUCUUUUUCUCUUUAUUUUUCCAAUAAGACCGCUGUGAUGAGAAGCUAUCUUUGGCUUCUCACAUUUAAUGCAUGUUUUACAGACCAAAACCUAUCGUGUUUUAAUACAAAACUUCAAUUGAUGAAGAUUCGCUUACUGCCGGUAUGCUUUUUUUAUGUUAAAUUGUUUGGAGGGUUUUUUUUUAUGCUGGAGGUUUAGUGUAGGAUUUCAUACUACAAUAGAGAAGUAAUAAGAUAAACCUGCAGUGUCAGUACCUCUGCUGUGGGCACUUUUAUGUGUAGAAUAUUGUGAAAAGGGGGCCCUGGACAGUAUCUCUUCCUAUCCAUUUUCACUGUUAUGUACUUGGUGCAAAACCUCAUACCUCACACUUUUUUUUAUUUCAUGUUUUUUUUUUUUGACCUGUGAUUGAAUAAGUCUUCUUGUUGUAUCAUGCCAAUUUUAGAUACUUUUUUUUUUAUCACCACACUGUCUUAUGUUUUUUUUUGUUUUUGUUUUUUUUAAACAAGUAAGAUGGCGCUGCAUUGUGAGCAGUACACAAGACUCGUAUUUUAUAUUCGUCACUACAGCUGAGCAUCUGCCUCUUUGACUGUCUGCAGUAUAUUUGAUUUAUUGCUGUUGAUGCUCAGGCAGAUUAAAACUUGCCUCGUUCUCACAAGAUUCAAGUGCUUUCAAGUAUGCUUUGUCAUGCCAUUUGGAUAUUUACUUUACCACACCCUCUAUAAAUUCAGUUUAACAGUCAAAGAUAAUUAGCAUAAGCAGCAUUCCCUUUUUUUUAGAGACUGCGGUAUAAUCCUACCAAGAUGGCUUCUUAAUUCUGUUAACAUAACCAGUAUCACACCUUGUUUCUGAAUAUAUGUUGAAAUACAUAAGUGACUUACAUUAUGGUGCUUGUCUGUUUUCAUUUUCAGUUUUUGUAGUGUUGCAGACGGUCACUUUCUUUUUUAAAUGUUCCAUUUAUAUUAUUAUAUCAGUUAAAGUAUUUUAGGAUUUCAAAUGUAACUUUAGCACUGAUGAAAAAAGAAGGAAGGAAGAAGGCUUCUUUUCUACCUUUAAACGAACACUUCACUUUUUAAAUUUGGAAAUAGGCUCAUUUUACAACCCCCUCUACAGUUAAACCGUUGAGUUUUACCAUUUUUGAAGUCAUUCAGCCAAUCUCCUGGUCUGAAUGGAGAACUUUUAUCUUAGCUUAGCAUAAAUCAUUGAAUCAGAUUAGACCAUUAGCAUCUCGCUCAAAUUUUAACCUCCUAAACUCUGUGUAGCUGGAACUAGGUCCGUGACGUCAUUUACUUCCGCAUUAGAAUGCAAUAGAAUAACUUUUGCAUAGAUUAUGAGAGACAUUUUUCUUUUUUUCUAUUAUUAGUGACGUGUAGGAUCCAACAAAAUUAAUUGCAGCAACCUAGACCACACAGAACCUAAAAGGUACACUUUCAAAAUUCAGUUUACAAAAAAUAACACAGGCAAACGUAUACAAUAAUUUUAAUCACUUUCAACAGUGUUUUAUGAACAUUUAAAGGCUUUUCUUUAAAAUGAUAGCAAACUUUUGCAUUUACACCUCUGCAUGUGGAUUUGGGAAGCUUUUGAAUUUGGGUAGGCAACAUCCAGGCGGUGUUCUCCCUGCAUUUGCGUGGGUUUCCUCCGGGUGCUCCGCUUUCCCCCACAGUCCAAAGACAUGCGGUACAGGUGAAUUGGGAAGGCUAAAUUGUCCGUAGUGGAUGAGUGUGAGUGAGUGUGUGUGGAUGUUUCCCAGAGAUUGGUUGUGGCUGGAAGGGCAUCCGCUGUGUAAAACAUGUGCUGGAUAAGUUAGCGGUUCACUCCGCUGUGAGGACCCCGGAUUAAUAAAGGGACUAAGCCGAAAAUAAAAUGAAUGAAUGAACAUCCAGGCGGAAACCUCAAUAGCACCUGACUUCAAGGGAUUAAAGAGAUUUAAUAAUUUGAAAAUGGAAAGUUACUAUUUUUUUAGUUGAUACGGCUAGGUUUUGCCUAGCUAGGGACUAUUUUCAUUCACCAUUCACCAGUACACACCAUUUUGAAAAUGAAUAUUUGUAUCCAUUUCUCAGCAAAUAUAGGCAAUAUAUUAUGGUGCAUUUAAACAAAACAGAUUUAUUAAACAGAUAUAUUUAUUAAAAUAAUAAUUUAGUCACCAAACAUAUUUAGAAAUUGAAAAAUGUAUUAAAUUUAAGCAAA
Danio aesculapii is the source of this 5259-nucleotide messenger RNA. RefSeq names its product zinc finger and BTB domain containing 34 (gene zbtb34). The record is from RefSeq and is a predicted model, not a curated record. NCBI's taxonomy places the organism in Eukaryota, Metazoa, Chordata, Actinopteri, Cypriniformes, Danionidae. The coding region runs from base 130 to 1656 and encodes 508 amino acids. Gene Ontology annotation, molecular function: protein binding; RNA polymerase II cis-regulatory region sequence-specific DNA binding; DNA-binding transcription factor activity, RNA polymerase II-specific. The transcript has 2 exons. Gene Ontology annotation, biological process: regulation of transcription by RNA polymerase II.